Messenger RNA from Drosophila pseudoobscura, 1436 nucleotides. Its product is annotated as actin-like. The transcript has 2 exons. The record is from RefSeq and is a predicted model, not a curated record. Lineage: Eukaryota; Metazoa; Arthropoda; Insecta; Diptera; Drosophilidae. The coding region runs from base 174 to 1298 and encodes 374 amino acids.
CUGUCAUUUGAUUUUACCAUAAGCAAAAUUGUUUUUAAUUGAUAACAGUUCAAAGUUAUUAGUGUCACGAGUGUGUUUAUAAAUCUACAAUACAAAAAACAUUGUUGGAAUCACUGGCUGUGCUGAGAGUUAUCUCUUCUUUCUACGAAAUCGAAUGAUACAUUUUCGACACCAUGAGUGACGACUGUAUUUCGACAGUGGUCCUCGAUUGCGGAUCUGGCGUGUGCAAAGCCGGAUUUUCCGGUGAUCAAACGCCUCGAGUGGUUUUCCCCACGGUGGUCGGCACUCCCCGUCAGGGCCUGAAGAUGAAUAUGGGCCUGCAGGACUCGUAUGUGGGGCAACUGGCCUACACCAAGCGCGCUGUGCUGAAACUCAGCUAUCCCGUUCAGCACGGCCUCGUCACCGACUGGGAAGGAGUGGAGAAGGUAUGGAAUCAUGCACUCCACGAGAUGCGCAUCUCUGCCGCGGACUACCCAAUCCUGCUGACAGAGGCGCCCAGGACGACCAUGGCCCAUCGCGAAAAGGCCACUCAAAUCAUGUUUGAAACUUUGGAAGUGCCGGCCAUGUAUGUGGCCAGCCAGCAGGUGCUGGCCCUAUACGCUUCGGGUCGCUCCACAGGAAUCGUUCUGGACGUUGGCGACGGGUACUCCCACGCCGUUCCAAUUUACGAAGGCUAUGCCCUGCCCCACGCCAUUCAGGUUCUGGACUGGGCCGGGCGCGAUAUCACGGAGUACCUCAUGAAGCUGCUAACGGAGCGGGGCUACUGCUACUCCUGCACCUGCCCGGCCGAUCGCGAGAUGGUGCGCGACGUGAAGGAGAAGCUAUGCUUUGUGGCCAGGGACAUUAAGAAGGAGUUGGAGGUGUUUAAAACCCAACCCGAGAAAACGUACACUCUGCCAGAUGGACAUGUCAUUUCCAUUGGCGCCCAGCGCAUGCAGUGCCCCGAAGCACUGUUCGACCCCACCCUCAUGGGCAAAGCUCCCGUCGGCCUGCACCAACUGCUCUACCAGUCCAUUAAUAAGUGCGACGAGGACAUCCGGCGAGAGAUGUUCGAAAACAUCAUGCUGUCGGGGGGCACCACGACGCUUCCUUACUUUGCCGAGCGCCUGGAGCGGGAGCUCUCCGAGCUGGCCGGCUCCAACACGACGGUCAAGAUUCUGGCGCCAGCCGAUCGCCAGUUCGCUUCCUGGAUGGGUGGCUCGAUUCUCAGUUCUCUGCCCUCGUUCAAAAUGAUGUGGAUAUCCAAGGAGGAGUACGAGGAGGUUGGCCCCUCCAUAGUCCACCGCAAGUGCUUCUGAGCGGCAAUUACAAUCCAAAUUCUCGUAUCCAUUUAAAGACAAGACACUGAUACACUGAUAUUACAAGCGCUGCAUAGGCGGAAUUAAGCAUUGAUUUUAAUGAUUUUUAAUUCUCAAAUAAAGUGAGAGUCAUUCAUA